GUGGGGGCUCCGGUGUCUCCCAACCUGCGGAGCGUUAGCACCAUUCUGUGAUGGGAAUGCGAAGGACACCAUCACCGGCCUCAGGGUCAUCUAAAGCGAAAAGACAGCGAAGCAGAUAGUGCAGCAGCCAUGGAGAAGAACUCAAGUUUAUGGAAAAGCCUGGUGACCGAGCACCCGCUCUGCACCUCCUGGAAGCAAGAGGCCGAAGGGGCCAUUUACCACCUCGCCAGCAUCUUGUUUGUAGUAGGAUUCAUGGGUGGCAGUGGAUUCUUUGGGCUCCUUUACGUCUUCAGCUUGCUGGGGCUGGGUUUCCUCUGUUCUGCGGUCUGGGCGUGGGUGGACGUCUGCGCUGCUGACAUGUUUUCCUGGAACUUUGUGCUGUUUGUCAUCUGCUUCAUGAAGUUCGUUCACAUCGCCUAUCAAGUCCACAGCAUAACCUUCGCCCGCGAAUUCCAUGUGUUGUACAGCUCCCUCUUCAAGCCCCUCGGGAUCCCUUUGCCCGUCUUCAGAACAAUUGCUCUGAGCUCUGAAGUGGUUACUUUGGAAAAGGAGCACUGUUACGCCAUGCAAGGGAAAACCUCCAUUGACAGACUCUCCGUGCUUGUUUCUGGAAGGAUCAGAGUGACAGUCGAUGGUGAAUUCCUGCAUUAUAUUUCCCCCUUUCAGUUCCUGGAUUCUCCAGAGUGGGACUCGCUGAGACCCACAGAGGAAGGCACUUUUCAGGUAACCCUCACAGCAGACACCGAUUGCCGAUACGUGUCCUGGAGGAGGAAAAAGCUGUAUCUGCUCUUUGCGCAACAUCGUUAUAUCUCCCGCCUGUUUUCGGUUUUGAUUGGCAGUGACAUUGCAGAUAAACUCUAUGCCUUGAAUGACAGGGUUUAUAUAGGGAAGAAACAUCACUACGAUAUUCGGUUACCCAACUACUACCAGAUGUCAAGUCCGGACUUGUCCAGAUCACCCCUAACAGACCAGUUUCGGAAUUCCAGACAACAUUGUAACAAAUGACAUCAACACCUGAAGUUGUGUCACCGCUGCCAAAAAGACUUCAUCAUUCCCCACACAAGUUAGCACACUACUG
Messenger RNA from Apodemus sylvaticus (European woodmouse), 1078 nucleotides. It is a transcript of the gene Popdc3, whose product is annotated as popeye domain containing 3. The coding region runs from base 130 to 1005 and encodes 291 amino acids. The record is from RefSeq and is a predicted model, not a curated record. The transcript has 3 exons. Gene Ontology annotation, molecular function: cAMP binding. Gene Ontology annotation, cellular component: sarcolemma. NCBI's taxonomy places the organism in Eukaryota, Metazoa, Chordata, Mammalia, Rodentia, Muridae.